CUGGUCCGUGGGGAGGACGCCUAUGGGCGUCACAAGAGAGGACCAGCGGCGCGGGCGGGUGACGUAGUCUGCGGCCUGAGUGUGAGCCCACGGGGCAGCCCGGGCGCGGGAGCCACGGCUCCUCGGCGGUCGCGGCGGGGCUGGGGACUUUGGAGCAGCGCCGGAGCGGGCCAGGUCUGGAAGGCGCAGAAAUGGAGCAAGAGUCACAAAAUGGAGAACCUGCUGAAAUUAAGAUUAUCAGGGAAGCAUACAAGAAUGCUUUUUUAUUUGUUGAUAAAGGUUUGAAUACAGAUGAAUUAGGUCAGAAGGAAGAAGCAAAGAACUACUAUAAGCAAGGAAUAGGACACCUGCUCAGGGGAAUCAGCAUUAUAUCAACAGACCCGCAACACACAGGCCCUGGAUGGGAAUCUGCUAGACAGAUGCAACGGAAAAUGAAAGAAACACUACAGAAUGUUCGCACCAGGUUAGAAAUUCUAGAGAAAGGUCUUGCCACUUCCCUACGGAAUGAUCUUCAGGAGAUACCCAAGUUAUAUCCAGAAUUUCCACCUAAAGAGAUGUGUGAAAAGUCGCCAGGGCCUCAGUCCUCUAAUUCACCUCCUCAGCAUGCUGAACUAAAUGGAAACACUGCAACUACAAGUUCAGGACCUAUUGCUGCAUCUUCUUCUCUAGCCUUACCAUCUCCAAGCUGCCCAUCAGAAGCUCCUCCUGCUUACACUCCUCAGGCUGUGGAGGGUCACUACACUGUGUCUUAUGGAACAGAUUCUGGUGAAAUGUCAUCAUUUGUAGAAGAUUUCUAUAGGACUCAUUCUCAGCCACCUCCUCUUGAAACCUUAGGGAUGGAUGCAGAUGAAUUGAUUUUGAUACCAAAUGGAGUACAGAUUUUUUUUGUAAAUCCUGCUGGGGAGGUCAGUGCACCUUCGUAUCCUGGGUACCUUCGAAUUGUGAGGUUCUUGGAUAAUUCUCUUGAUACAGUUCUAAACCGGCCUCCUGGGUUUCUUCAGGUUUGUGACUGGUUGUAUCCUCUGGUUCCUGAUAGAUCUCCAGUUCUCAAAUGUUCUGUGGGAGCCUACAUGUUUCCUGAUACAAUGUUACAAGCGGCAGGAUGCUUUGUGGGUGUGGUCUUAUCCUCUGAGCUACCAGAAGAUGAUAGAGAACUCUUUGAGGAUUUGUUAAGACAAAUGUCUGACCUUCGACUCCAGGCCAACUGGAACAGAGCAGAAGGAGAAAAUGAAUUUCAAAUCCCUGGAAGAACAAGAUACCCCUCUGACCAAGUGAAAGAAGCCUCUGGUAGUGAUGUGAGUCAGUUAGACCCUUCAUUAGGCCAAGGCAACAAGGAUGUGCAUCAUAAAAGAAAAUAUAAGAAAAAGUAUGCAAUUUUUAAUUUUCUUUUAAAAGGUGCUUCCUGGGUGAGUUGGGGUUUAGUCAAAGGUGCUGAAUUUACUGGCAAAGCAAUCCAAAAAGGUGCUUCUAAACUCCGAGAACGGAUUCAGCCAGAAGAAAAACCAGUGGAAAUUAGUCCAGCUGUCAGCAAGGGACUUUAUAUGGCCAAGCAGGCUACAGGAGGAGCAGCCAAAGUCAGCCAGUUCCUGGUUGAUGGAGUUUGCACUGUAUCGAAUUAUGUUGGAAAAGAAUUAGCUCCACACGUUAAGAAGCAUGGAAGCAAGUUUGUUCCAGAAUCUCUUAAAAGAGACGAAGACGGAAAGUCUACCCUGGAUGGUGCUAUGGUUGUUGCAGCAAGCAGUGUUCAAGGAUUUUCAACUGUCUGGCAGGGAUUGGAAUGUGCAGCUAAAUGCAUUGUUGACAAUGUUUCAGCGGAAAUUGUACAAACUGUCAGAUACAGAUACGGGCAUAAUGCAGGAGAAGCUACACACCAUGCAGUGGAUUCUGCCAUCAAUGUUGGUGUAACUGCCUAUAAUAUUGACAACAUUGGUAUCAAAGCAGUGGUGAAGAAAACUGCAAAACAAACAGGACAAAAACUCCUUGAGGACUAUCAAAUAACUGAUAAUUCUCAGAAGGAAGGUGAAGAAGGAACAUCAAAUACAAAAAUGAGAAGACAGAAGGAUGAGAAGAAAGAAGCAAAGAAGAAAGAUAAAUGAUGAAAGUGCCGGGAAUUACCUAUACCAAAGCCUUACCAAAUGGAGGAAAUAAGCAAAUAUGGAAUUCUCCACAGAUUAACUAGUAUUUUUUGAAUGUAUUCAUUCCUAUCAAAUGACUGCCGUAAGUUUUCUGGCAUGUAUUCCACUUACAAGGAAAACAAUUAACAUUCUUGCAUCUAGCCUUUAGAAAUAAUAAAGUUAGAUUCUCAGUAAGUUUAUUUUUGCCCUAAAUAUGGCUAAAAUAGUUUUGCAGUUAAAAUAAAGCUUGUAAUACAUGAGCUAUAAAUCUCACCAAACCUAAUGUUAAUAUUUUUCUAUCUGCUAUCUUUCAGAAAGAAAAGUAGGAAAUUAUAUAUUUACAUAAUAUCUGGUAUUUAGUAACCUUAGCUCUAUUUAUACUGGGAAAGAAUGACCUCUAAAUUACUGUAUUUUCUUUUUGCACUAAUUGUGGAUCUCUUUAAGUGCUUGUCAGAAUUUUCAGUGUAUAAGCUAAAUAAAAAUCUAAAAGAAUUCUCAGAUUCCAUUUUCAAACAGGGAAGAGAUUGAUUAUGAAAAAUAAAAAUGAGGCUCUAUAAAACUAUUUGGUAGCUUGCCUGUUUGUUAGGAAAUGAGGUCUUUUUCAUUUAAAAUGAAUAAAAAUACAUCUUUAAGUCUUUUAGAUUGUGACUGGUUUUGAUGUAUUUACAAACAAAUAUUUUGCAGUAUUAAGUAAUUGAAUUUACUGAUGGUAAAUAUAUUUUUAUUUUUUGAUUCAUUCAUUGGAAUUUGUAUUUAAAAGCUAAUAAGUUACAAGGGAAGGUUCUAUUUGUGAUCAAGGUAAAGAGAUGAAAACCUUAGGCUUAACCCAUGGUGGGUAAGCACGAGCAGUUUGUACUUUAGUGGAAGACAGGACACUCUGAUCUUUAAGCUGCAAAUAUGUGAGUAAAGACCUAAUGAUUAUGCUUACUGAUUUUAAAAAGAUUAAUACUGGUAUUUGUAGCUAUCUAUAUAAUCAUUUCUGAACUUUUAUUGGCUAAUUUAUUAGACUUUCUUUGAAACUAGCUAAAGAAUGCACUUUGUGAAUAAAGAAAUUCUCUGACUUG
Messenger RNA from Heterocephalus glaber (naked mole-rat), 3178 nucleotides. Lineage: Eukaryota; Metazoa; Chordata; Mammalia; Rodentia; Bathyergidae. The record is from RefSeq and is a predicted model, not a curated record.